CAUGGCAGAAUCAUCAUCAGGAGGGACGGCAGACAUACAGUCCGAACGACUCACCACCGAGAUAUCUCUCCUCGAAGCCAUGUAUCCAGGUCGAGUACAAUACAACGAUCGGACACGGGAGGUACAGUAUUCUCGAGGGACAUCCGAUGGUAAUAGUGUUGGCAGAGGCGGAAGCUUGACACUACGAAUACCCAGCACAUAUCUCGCUGAUGCUCUUGCUGCUACCACUUCUUCCAUCCCCCAGACCGACACCGACAAUGGUUUUCCAGAAAUCCUCACCGCACGUGACACAUCAGGAAACGAUAUCCGUACUCAGACGCGGAAGAUGAUGAAGACCGACCUGGAGUUACGACAGGGAGAGGAAGUUCUGGAUCAGAUAUUAAUGGCAUUUGAUGAGUUGGUUGAUGAGAGGGAAGGGGGUGGUGAUGAUGGUGGUGGUGGUGGUGGUGAUCAGGAUUAUCAAGGUGACGGCGACGGUCAUGAUCACACUACUCAACCCAAGACGGUUGUUAUUCGUAAAACCGUCAUUAUUUGGUUACAUCAUCUUCUAGCGACGUCGAAGCGGAAAUUGGUGACAUCUCCUACUUCACUUUCAGGAAUCUCGAAACCCGGAUAUCCAGGAAUCCUGAUCUACAGUGGUCCAACCGAGCUGGUGGAUGCACAUGUACGAGAUCUGAGGGCUUUGAAGUGGCAGGCAUUUCAGGUGAGGUGGGAUUCGGUGGAUGAGGAGAGACACCGGCAGGAUCAGCAUGACGAGGAUAAGGAUAUGGACCAAGAAGCACGAGACAUGACUACAGAGUGGGAAUUCACUCACGGUAAGGGAAAGGUGGUGGAGGUGGCAACUAUGGCAGACUUGGUUGGUGCCAUAGUCAAGGAAACACAUAGACAAGUCGUUCUGAAAGUCCUGGGAGUCAAGUGA
Exophiala mesophila is the source of this 919-nucleotide messenger RNA. RefSeq lists its product as uncharacterized. The annotation marks the transcript as partial. NCBI's taxonomy places the organism in Eukaryota, Fungi, Ascomycota, Eurotiomycetes, Chaetothyriales, Herpotrichiellaceae. The record is from RefSeq and is a predicted model, not a curated record. The transcript has a single exon.